GCACGUGUUAGAGUUGGAAGCUCUGGCCAGACUGUGAAGAUGGCCGAGAUGGAGACCCAGACCGCUGGGGCUGAAGACGGCUUCACUCAAGUCAUCAGCAAGGGAGGCCGGCGGGCGAAGAAACGACAGGCAGCGCAACUGUCCGCAGCAGGGGAGAGCGGGGACGCGGGCCGCAUGGACACCGAGGAGGCCCGACCGGCGAAGAGGCCCGUCUUCCCGCCCCUCUCCGGGGACGGACUUCUGGGUGGAAAAGAAGAAACACGGAAAAUUCCAGUCCCAGCGAACAGAUACACACCAUUGAAAGAAAACUGGAUGAAGAUAUUUACUCCUAUUGUAGAACAUUUGGGACUUCAGAUACGCUUUAACUUGAAAUCAAGAAAUGUAGAAAUCAGGACUUGUAAAGAAACCAAAGAUGUUAGCGCUCUGACAAAAGCAGCUGAUUUUGUGAAAGCCUUUAUUCUUGGGUUUCAGGUAGAGGAUGCACUUGCCCUCAUCAGACUGGAUGACCUGUUCCUAGAGUCUUUUGAAAUUACAGAUGUUAAGCCUUUAAAGGGAGACCACCUGUCAAGGGCAAUAGGAAGAAUUGCUGGCAAAGGAGGAAAAACCAAAUUCACCAUAGAGAAUGUAACACGGACACGGAUAGUUUUGGCUGAUGUGAAAGUUCACAUCCUUGGCUCUUUUCAAAACAUCAAGAUGGCAAGAACUGCCAUUUGCAAUCUCAUCCUAGGAAAUCCUCCAUCGAAGGUUUAUGGCAAUAUUCGAGCUGUGGCUAGCAGAGCAGCAGAUCGGUUCUGAUUUCAAAUCAGAGACUUUUUAUCUUAUCUUUGGACUCUGAAGAAAAAGACCUUACACUCUGAAGGUGAUCAUAUGAAACCAUGUGAAAUAUUUUUCAAUCACUUUAAGCCUGGGUCCUUUCUCAGCAAGAAGUAUAAACAGAAAGCAAAGGUUUAAUAGUAUUCACACUGGACAGCUUUUAGAAUAAUUUAAAUGUCAAAAUCUAAUUCUAUAAUUAUACCUACAUGUUAGCUUUUUUUUUUUCCUUUUGAUGCUGGGAAUUGAACUGAGAGAUUCCUCAUGCAUAGUAGACAAACACUCUUCCACUAAGCUACACCCCUAGCCCUUUAUUAUUAUUAUUUAUUUUUUUUUAAUUUUGAGAUAGGAUCUACCUAAGUUGUCCAAGCUGGCCUCAGACUUACACUCCUCCUGCCUCAGAGUCUCACGUAGCUGUAAUUACAGAUCUGUGACCACAACUAGCAGUUUAUCAUGAUUUUUAUUUUGAAUCACAUAAAACAGAUUUGCAAUUUGGAAUUCUCUCAUCUAGAGGAAACUUCUUGCUUAAACAGUUCUCUAUGAAUUUUAAUUUUUUAUUUAUAAACAUUUCUGUAAAUUAUAAUUAAAAGAAUCAUUUCAGAUAACAUAUGAAUCAUGACCUUUCCUUAAUAUUGGUAUUAUGUGAAUACUUUAAAAUCGGGUCAUACGCAGCAAUUUUGACUAUACUAUAUGAACCAGUAAGUGCUAAUCUUUUAUACCAGUUCUGAAGUUUGUACAAUUAAAGACCUUCAUCACAA
Molecule: messenger RNA, 1568 nt
Organism: Sciurus carolinensis (gray squirrel)
Lineage: Eukaryota; Metazoa; Chordata; Mammalia; Rodentia; Sciuridae
Gene: Pno1
Product: partner of NOB1 homolog
Exons: 7
Coding region: 40-795 (251 amino acids)
Cellular component (GO): nucleolus
Molecular function (GO): RNA binding
Source: RefSeq, a predicted model, not a curated record